GCAACUCUUAACUGCUUACGUGAGCAGCUACAAAUUGUGCAAAAAAGCAAAAGUUGCUGACGGCACGAGGCAGCAGGGCACAACACUUGCCACUAACUCUAAGCACGCUGCACAUGCUGCCACGUGACAGAGCAGGGGGUGUGCCACCUCAGACAAAUGCAGCCGUUCUUCCUGGCAGUAAUAUAAAUAAUACUUUUUUACGUGCCCCAAGAGCUGCACUUCGAAAGCGGACUGUUGCCUGUUCGGCUGCGCCUUAAAUAACUUGAAUAACUUGUCGCUCUGCUUCAGUUUACCAUUACCUGCUGAGAACUUUGACACAAUUUUGCAGUGCUCUCCAGCCCUCCUGUAUUUUUUCCAACAAAACUUAGCUUUAAGUGCAGAGUAAAUUUCCCAAAUCAUAAAUGCGAUGAGCACUUUAUAUAUGACACCAUGGUCGGAGGUGUUUACUGGGAGGCAAAUUUCACGUCUCGCGGUUUCGUGGAUCAAGUCGAUUAUCUCAAUCCAUAUCCCACUUAUGAUGAGUGCCGCGACAAUGUCGAAAAUGAAAGGCCCGCUCAGAUGUUCGUCAAGUUUAUGAACGUUACGGACGAAUUGCCCAUGCUGACUAGUUUAAGACUUCAAUCCGAUUUACUCACCACCCACAACUACAGUUAUCAUUGAACUAAGUAUGGAAGACGCCCCCAGGUUUGAAUGGAGAUCAAACACUAAUCGAAUAAGCAUAAAACAGAGACAAAAAAAAAAGUUACUAUUAAAAAGCCAGCAAAGCCUUUACCCUCGCAGAGGGUAUUAUAAAUUCAGUCAGAACUUUGCCAGGUAGUGAAGGGGAUAUGUCCGACCCCAUAAAGUAUAUAUAUAUUAGCAUCACCUGGAGAGUUAAUCUAGCCAUGUCCGUCUGUCCCAAUUUACGCGAAUUCCUCGGUGUUUAUUAAAAGAAAUUUAACCAGAAAAGUUGUUUCAUAAUAGUAAA
Messenger RNA from Drosophila gunungcola (fruit fly), 967 nucleotides. RefSeq lists its product as uncharacterized. The record is from RefSeq and is a predicted model, not a curated record. The coding region runs from base 430 to 660 and encodes 76 amino acids. Lineage: Eukaryota; Metazoa; Arthropoda; Insecta; Diptera; Drosophilidae. The transcript is spliced from 4 exons.